UUUUAACCAGGAUUACAAUAUACAAACUGUCUACUCCUCCUGUCUCCUGAUCUUUACUACCUGUGGAGGGUAGACUGCAUUUUUAAAGAAGCAGAACUAAAGGAACCUAUACAUUAGGCAGAGUGGCCCACAGUCAUUUUCUCUCUGUGAUUUUUUGCCUAUGAAAACCCCACCCAUCUCCAGUGGACCCAAACAGGAGGAAGCCUGCUGGGGUAUGGGGUACCUGUUGGUGGUGAUGCUGCUGGGGGGAGGAGCCUAAAGGGCUGAGUUCAAAUUUGAAUGUGUGAGACCGGUGCCUUGUCAGCCAGUGCAGCAGAAGUGCUGGAGGCAAGCUUUUCUUCCUAAGAUCUUCAGGGAGCCAAGAAAGACAAACUGGAUUCCACCAUGGACAGCCUCUUGAUGAAGCAGAGACAGUUUCUUUACCAGUUCAAAAACGUGCGCUGGGCUAAGGGCCGCCAUGAGACCUACUUGUGCUACGUGGUGAAGCGGCGGGACAGUCCCACCUCCUUCUCACUGGACUUCGGGCACCUUCGAAACAAGGCCGGAUGCCACGUGGAGUUGCUCUUCCUCCGCUACAUCUCUGACUGGGAUCUGGACCCUGGGCGGUGCUACCGCGUCACCUGGUUCACGUCUUGGAGCCCCUGCUACGACUGUGCGCGGCACGUGGCCGACUUCCUGCGGGGGUACCCCAACCUGAGCCUGCGGAUCUUCACGGCUCGCCUCUACUUCUGCGACAAGGAGCGCAAGGCUGAACCAGAGGGGCUGCGGCGGCUGCACCGCGCUGGAGUCCAGAUCGCCAUCAUGACGUUCAAAGAUUACUUUUAUUGCUGGAAUACUUUUGUGGAAAAUCGUGAAAGAACUUUCAAAGCCUGGGAGGGACUGCAUGAAAAUUCGGUUCGUCUGUCUAGACAGCUUCGACGCAUCCUUUUGGUAAGUGAGGGGGCUUUCUUUGCUUCUCAUUUUCUUUCUCCCUCCAAAGUUAUCUAUCCCUGGCACUACUUAUAUUUCCUACAUUUCCGCGUGUGUGUUUGUGUGUGUUUAUCAUUCUCCCCUUAUUUUUCCUGAUGAAAACGUUCUCUUUUCUGUUUUUGUUGUCAUUUCUUCUACAACUGAGUUUGCUCUAAUGUUUCACAAUUCAAAGCCCUGUACUAGCCCUCUGGGGUUUCCCAGGUGGCGCUAGUGGUAAAGAACACGCCAGCCAAUCCAGAAGACAAAAAAGAGGUUCGAUUCCUGGGUCGGGAAGAUCCCCUGGAGGAGGGCAUGGCAACCCACUCCAGUAUUCUUGCUGGGAAAUCCCACGGACAGAGGAGCCUGGUGGGCUACAGUCCAUGGGGUCGCAAAGAGUCAGACACGACUUAGCCCAAGCACCAGCCUUCUAGUAAGAUUCCUUUCCCUUCUCCGCUUCCCCACCCUAAUCCCCUACCCUCUCUUUCCUCACUCACAUCUUUAACUUAGACUCUCCCCAGAAUCCAUUUUACUCCUAGGAAAAUUUCUUCCUCUCUUUCUCUUUCCUCUCCCUCUCCCCUUCUUUUCUUAAAAAAUAUUAAUAGGAACGUCCCUGGUGGUCCAGUGGUUAAGACUCCGAGCUUCUGGGGCAGGGGACACGGGUUCGACCCCUGAUCGGGGAGCUAAGAUCCCAGAUGCGGUGCAACCAAAAGAUAUAAAUUUUAACAAGAAAAAAUUGACACAAAAAUUACAAAGUCACCCACUGUCUUUCUCCACAGCCACUCUACGAGGUUGAUGACUUGCGGGAUGCAUUUCGUACUUUGGGACUUUGAUACCAACCUUCAAGAAUGUCACAUACAAAGAAGUAUCUGUGAAGAUAGUGGGGUAAAAGAACUAUCUUUGAAGAAUUCUGCUGUUCUUCAACUCUCACUUUCUUUGAGUUUAGAAAAAAAGUAUUCAUAGAGGACUUUUUUAAAAAACUGUCUUGAAAAGAGAAGGAACACAGACCCACCAGGGUUAAUGCCAAAAAACUGGUUCAGUUUUUCAAUGUAACAUCGCCCCCUACUGGGAAAUGGCAGAACUGCAGGGCCUGGGAAGCCCUGUGUCCCUACUCUUGACUUUUAAGCAGAGAGAAAGCAAGAGGUUAAUGCUGAGGAGCGUGGUGAGAGGAUCAGAGGUUUUAUGACCAGUAUUUUUAAUUAUUUGAUUCUUGUUCUGCGUUUUCUAACGGUAUUAAUGAUAGAUUUUUCUACUCUUUUCCUUUGGGGUUCACUUUCAAGUGAACAAACUUGCCACCCUGUGAUCCACAGAACCUAAUGAGAAAACCUGGGUGACUGCAACCCCAAGCUGUCUAUUCAAAGCAUUAAUAUCCAAGCAUGUGUUCUGUGUUGAAUUGUCUGAAGCCUGAUUUUAAUGUUUGUACAUACUAAUUUUUUCUUGGCAUGGAAUAUGCAUGAUCACCGUUAGGAUGCUGUAUAAUAAAGGAGAUUAAAAUGAAUUUGAGGGCUGUGGAAAAGACAUGCUACAAGUGAAUUGAUACCUCAGGUAACAAAUCUGCAAAAAGAUCCUUUUAGAAUCUUAAUUGUGCAACCACACAUUUCCCACGUAACUAGUGAACACUUGGAAGGGAGUUGCUUGAAUGUUGAGAAAAGAAAAAAGUCCAUUCUCUCUGAACCUCAGGAAAGUCAACCAGGUCAAGAUUUUUUCCCUUUUUUUUUGCAUGUAUGGGUCCCUUCUCUCAAAGAUGUGACAAUAUAAGAGACUGUGACAGAAGACAGUAUUUGAGAGAGGACGACAGAGCAUUGCAAGGAAAUAGUGUUUUAUCCAUUAAAAUGGAAUGAUCCACCACAGCACAAACUGGUUAUUUGUUCCUAAUAACUAUCAUGGACUGUGAGAAAAAUAUUCAGAAUAACCAUAACACAACUAUUACCUAGCAACCCUUGCAAUGCAGAUAAACAGAUCUACAGGAAAAGUUGAAAGCAAAAAAAGAAAAAAACUUGAAUGCAUAAUUAUACUGUUUUACUCUUAUUGUACAUAAUUUGUGAAAGAAUUAAAUAUUAAAAACCCUUAUUCAUGUA
Messenger RNA from Bubalus bubalis (water buffalo), 3023 nucleotides. It is a transcript of the gene AICDA, whose product is annotated as activation induced cytidine deaminase. Gene Ontology annotation, molecular function: zinc ion binding; cytidine deaminase activity; RNA binding. NCBI's taxonomy places the organism in Eukaryota, Metazoa, Chordata, Mammalia, Artiodactyla, Bovidae. Bases 385 to 1065 code for a protein of 226 amino acids. The transcript has 4 exons. Gene Ontology annotation, cellular component: P-body; cytoplasm; nucleus. The record is from RefSeq and is a predicted model, not a curated record. Gene Ontology annotation, biological process: DNA cytosine deamination; defense response to virus; negative regulation of single stranded viral RNA replication via double stranded DNA intermediate.